Plasmodium inui San Antonio 1 is the source of this 3852-nucleotide messenger RNA. RefSeq names its product DNA mismatch repair protein MSH6. The transcript has a single exon. The record is from RefSeq and is a predicted model, not a curated record. Gene Ontology annotation, molecular function: ATP binding; ATP-dependent DNA damage sensor activity; mismatched DNA binding. Bases 1 to 3852 code for a protein of 1283 amino acids. Gene Ontology annotation, biological process: mismatch repair. Gene Ontology annotation, cellular component: MutSalpha complex; nucleus. NCBI's taxonomy places the organism in Eukaryota, Apicomplexa, Aconoidasida, Haemosporida, Plasmodiidae.
AUGGUCGAUUUGAGAAAGUCGAACUCUUCUGGGCCUGUGAACAAGAAGCAGGGGUCCAUUCUGAGCUUCUUCAAGACACAGGAUGCAAAGGACAAAAAGGCGACUGAUGCAGGGGGGGAGGCGGCCAAAGAAAGCAAAAGCGAUGCAGAUAGGCAUGGAGCCGAGCAUCUCAGCGCGGCGAUGAGCACGCUGGACAAAUUUGCAGUCAAUGUUGGGAAGAGACCGGAGGGGGGAAAUGAAUCAGAGCGAAGCUCCGAAACGGAUAUCAACGCAGUGAAGGACUCAACUGAGAAUAAGCAGAAUGGAUGCACCCCGCGAAGCCCAGAAGCCAACCUGUUCUCCGAUGAGAGCCAAGAUGUGAACAGGAGCUCGGUUAAAAGCUCAUUGGAAAAAAAAGAAAUCGCAAUGAAGGAGAGUUACGAUAAGGAAUAUACAGACAACGCGGAAUUGAGCACCGACGAAGACAUCAUCGUGAGGAAGAAGCGAAAGGUUAUAAUCGAUUCGUCAAGUGAAGACGUAUAUGUCGAGUCUAAUGGGAGAAGUGAAGAUAAUGGAAUGAACCAAAAAAAGGAGAUCCCCCCAGCAAAUUCAGGGGUUGGCGUGGAUGGGAAGUUAAGCAACCUCGUUUAUGAGCCGAGUAAGAAUAUCACGACGGAGGAAACGUUAUUCACCAAAGAGAAAAACACAAAGGAGAUUAUGAACAUUCACCGUCGAAAGGAAGAAGAUGGAAAGAAAUCUCAAGAAUUGGACACACUAAGGAAUAGAUUUCUAGGCCUGCCAAUAUGUCUGACGAAUGAUAAAUUCAGACUGUACAUAGAACAUUACUUUCUCUAUUGCAAUACGUUUGAAUUUCCUAAAUGGAUCCAACCAAAAUACAUCCGUGAUCUGAAUUUAAGGACCCCAGACAAUCCGGAUUAUGACUGUUCAACUAUUUGGACCCCCCCACCAGAUCACCCCUGGGCGGUGGAGUACAAAAAUGCUCAUUACACCCCAGGGAUGCAACAGUUUUGGAAAAUAAAAUCGAAAAAUUUCGAUAAGAUAAUAUUUUUUAAGAUGGGAAGAUUUUAUGAAAUAUUCUACAUCGAUGCUUGUCUGAUGCAUACCAUUUGUGGAUUGAAUUGGAUGGGUGGGGAACAGAAACCUCACUUGGGAUUUCCAGAGCAAUCUAUUCAUCUGUAUGCGAAGAGGGUUAUCAACAGUGGGCACAAGGUGGUCGUAAUUGAACAAAUGGAGACCCCUAAAGAAUUGGAGCAACGCAAUAAAGAAACCAGCGGUCCGAAGGAUAAAGCUAUUAAGAGGGAGAUUAAUGAAAUUUUUACAAAGGGGACCAUUCUUCAUGAUAAUAUGCUCAGUUCAGAGACAAGGUACUUGGUUUGCUUUCACUUUGACGAUAUAGAAGAUUUCGAUGACCAAGUGGUGGAUUCUGCCAAUACGGGGGUAAGCAAUCUCGCAGUUUCCUCAUCUGACAAUAACGACCGUUCAAUGAAGAGCAAAUGCAAUUUCGGCUUCGUCGUGAGCGACAUCGCCACAUCGUACAUCGCUGUAGGGUAUUGUAACGACGAUGAGUCACGUAUCGAACUGAGGACAAUCCUGGCGCAGCUAUGCCCGGCGGAGAUUCUCUAUGCUUCCAAAAACAUCAAUAAGGAGGUGCUGUCUAUCUUCAAAAAUAUGGCAGCCGAACCAGAACUGACCGCUGUGAGUUCCUUUCCUAAUAUCAUUGCCUCUUUAGAUGAGAUAAGGAAAUAUUUUGAGACCAUGCCCCCAAGUUUAGAAAUGCAUAAAGAAGAAAACAGUGUGAUCUGUGCAUUUGGUGGGUUCAUCGUUUAUCUGAGGUCACUUCUACUCGACAAGAAGAUCUUUUCCUUCUGCAAAAUUGAGCAUUAUGAUCUUUUUAAGAAAGAAAAUUAUAUGGUUCUAGAUGCAACGGCAUUGAAACAUUUAGAAAUAUUGGAAACACAAUCCGGGGAAACGAAAAAUUCUCUUUUCGAUUAUGUGAACAAAACGUGCACUAAUUUUGGAGCGAGGAAUAUGAGGCGAUGGAUCUGCAGCCCACUGCUCGACUGCACCAAGAUAAAUGAGCGACUGGACGUGGUAAUGUUUUUAAAAAAAAACGAGCAUAUCUUAUCCCUGAUCCGAUUGAAGUUGAAGAAGCUACCCGACAUAGAAAGACUGCUGAACAAAAUCUGUAUUCAAGCUUCUCAGAGCGAACGAGGAGCUGUCUUUUUCGAUAACAUAGUUAGCACAAAGCUGAGAGAAUUCAUGACCUUCCUAGACGCCUUCAAAGAAAUCGGAAGUAUGCUAAUCGAAAUUAACACCAUUGAAAGAGACGAAGAGGAGUUACCCAAGAGGCUCUUUGAAAUCAGUAACACCCCAGAUAGGAACAGUGCUGCGAAGAAUGUGCAAGGGAGCUACCCAAACAUAGAGCAGAUAACCUUGGAGUUUUUAGAAAAAAUUGAAUUCGAUGGAGACAAGGAAUAUAAGCCAGCAGAAGGGUCCGACGAAGCCAUUGAUCUUAUUAAUAACAAAGAGAAGGAAGUGGAAGGUGAACUCAACAAUAUCUUAACAGGCUUGAAAAGGAGCUUGAAAAUUCCCUCACUCAAAUAUGUUCAUGCGAAAUAUAAGUACGAGGUGGAGUGCCCGGAGAAUGUGCCCAAAACGUUUCUGAAGCAUGUCGAGAUCACUUCGGCUAAGAAAGGGUUCAUUCGAUUUCAAAAUGAUAAAAUAAAGCAAUGCGUUGAGAUGCUGGAAGAUAUAGAGCAGGAAAAGAAGGACGCCAUUUAUCCCUUCUUUAAGAAGAUGUUUCACUUGUUCUAUGCUCAUUAUGACAAAUACGUCUCUGCGUGCAGACUGGUGUCCGAGCUGGACUGCUUGCAGGCCUUUGCCUUCGUGGCGCUCAACACACCCUUUUCCCUCACGCGCCCGAUUCUGCACCCGAUGAGGCGAAGCGAAAACGACCAGGAUGGUAGCAACAACACAGGAGAGAUCAGCCAAAGCAGUAGGAGCGAUCUAAGCGGAGUGAAAGGCAACGCGCCGACCCACGAGAACCAGCCCUUCCUCAUCCUCGAAAAUAAUAUUCACCCCGUGGUGGCUACCCUCAUGCCCAACUUUAUCUCGAAUAACAUAUACAUGGGGUGCAAACAGGAGAAUCAGUCUACGCUCCUGCUGACGGGUCCCAAUAUGGGAGGAAAGAGCACUCUCCUAAGGCAGACAGCCAUUUCCGUGAUUCUAGCCCAAAUAGGAGCCUUGGUGCCAUCCACCUACUGCGAACUGACUGUAGUAGACAAAAUUUUUACUCGACUAGGAUCUAGUGAUAAUCUUUUCGAAGGGAAAAGUACCUUCCUCGUUGAGCUGGAAGAUAUUUCUAACAUGUUAAAGCAGAGCACAAAAUACAGUUUAGCCAUUCUGGACGAACUGGGAAGAGGAACUUCUUCCUUUGACGGCACCGCCAUUGCCCUUUCGACUCUAGAACAAAUUUCAGACGUGGUCAAAUGCAGGUGCAUAUUCUCCACCCAUUACCAUCUUCUAGUAGAGGAAGUCAAACAUAACACAAAAAUCUCAAACUAUCACAUGAGCCUAAGCAUAGACGACCAUCAGGAGAAAAUCAUUUUCUUGUAUAAAUUUAUUAAGGGAGUCUGUCCCAAGUCCUUUGGCAUUCACAUUGCUAAGUUAGCUGGCCUCCCCAAAGAAAUCAUCGAUUUAGCGCAUGAGAAGUCUACCCUCUUUGAGAACGUAACGGAUGAAUUCUGCAAAAUCAUAAAGUAUAAGAAUAUUAUGCGCUCCCUGCUCAGUGCCCCCGAUGGGGAAAAUCUGGCUGCCCUCUUCCGCAGGUACCGAGCCGAGUUCGCCUCCUGA